AUGGACUCACUGCAAAUGGCCCACCCGGGCCCUCGGAAGAAGAGACCCAGGCAGAUGGGUGCCUCGAUGGCUUCUCCUCCUCAGGACAUCAAGUUCCGAGAUUUGGUCCUCUUCAUUCUGGAGAAGAAAAUGGGAACCACCCGCAGAGCCUUCCUCAUGGAGCUGGCUCGAAGGAAAGGAUUCAGGGUGGAGAAUGAGCUCAGUGAUUCUGUCACCCACAUUGUGGCAGAAAACAACUCAGGCUCCGAUGUCCUGGAGUGGCUGCAGGUGCAGAAGGUAAGAGCCAGCUCACAGCCAGAACUUCUCGACGUCUCCUGGCUGAUAGAAUGUAUGAGCGCAGGAAAGCCAGUGGCGACGACAGGACAACACCAGCUCGUCGUGAGAAGAGACUAUUCGGGUGGCCCCAACCCAGAGCCCCGGGAGACUCCACCACUUGCUGGAAGAAAGAUCUCUCCGUACGCGUGUCAGAGGAGAACCACUUUAAACAACCGUAACCACAUAUUCACGGAUGCCUUUGAGGUCCUGGCUGAAAAUUGUGAGUUUAGAGAAAACGAAGGCUCCUAUCUGGCAUUCAUGAGAGCGGCUUCUGUACUUAAGUCGCUGCCAUUCACCAUUGUCAGUAUGAAGGACACAGAAGGAAUUCCCUGCUUGGGGGACAGAGUGAAGAGUAUCAUAGAGGAAAUUAUUGAAGAUGGAGAAAGUUCUGAAGUUAAAGCUGUGUUAAAUGAUGAGCGAUAUCAGUCCUUCAAACUCUUUACUUCCGUCUUCGGGGUGGGACUGAAGACAUCUGAGAAAUGGUUCCGGAUGGGUUUCAGGACCCUGAGUAAAAUAAGGUCAGACAAAACCCUCAAGUUCACACGAAUGCAGAAAGCAGGAUUCCUCUAUUAUGAAGACCUGGUCAGCUGUGUGACCCAGGCCGAAGCGGAGGCUGUGGGCGUGCUGGUUAAAGAGGCCGUCUGGGCAUUUCUCCCCGAUGCCUUCGUCACCGUGACAGGAGGGUUCCGGAGGUAAAUACGAGGGCUUCCCCGGCUCUAACGCCGUCAGUGGCUCCCUGGGCUUCUGAACCUGGCACGAAAGGGAUUACUUUUAUACUAUGACCUUGUAGAAUCAACAUUUGAAAAGUUCAAGUUGCCUAGCAGGAAGGUGGAUGCUUUAGAUCACUUCCAAAAGUGCUUCCUGAUUUUAAAAUUGCACCAUCAGAGAGUAGACGGUGGCAAGUCCAGCCAGCAGGAAGGAAAAACCUGGAAGGCCAUCCGUGUGGACCUGGUCAUGUGCCCCUACGAGCGCCGGGCCUUCGCUCUGCUGGGCUGGACCGGCUCCCGGCAAUUUGAGAGAGACCUCCGGCGCUAUGCCACACACGAGCGGAAGAUGAUGCUGGAUAACCAUGCUCUGUACGACAAGACCAAGAGGAUAUUUCUCGAAGCAGAAAGUGAAGAAGACAUUUUUGCACACCUGGGACUGGAGUACAUUGAUCCAUGGGAAAGAAAUGCCUAGAAAAUUUUGUUGACUUUUUUUAAAAAAAAGCUUCAGGUUAAAUAAAUAUGCUUCAUAUUAUAGUUAACGAUGCCUUAGGAUAAGUUGGGGGGUUUUUAAGUCUCACUGAAAUGCAGAUUGUUUCCAGCAGUAACUAGUUUUGGAAACAUGACAAGGCAUCACCUGGUAACGGGCUAUGCUCUAAUAGGCCAUUUGUACGACCGUUGCUUAGAAUUCACAAUGCAUUUUGCCAUAGAAACAGUGUUGUCGUUGGUGGCUCCUUUCCAGGCUCCUCAUCAAAGCCCACUUCCCCACAGUGUAGCCGAAAUACUGUCUAUUUCCAAUAAAAAUAGGAGGACACAAGAUGAUUGAAUCUUCUUCCUUUUUUUCACUCAACUAUUAGAAAAUACUGUAAAACAAAAACAAAAAAAUGAAAGAAUAAAGAGUUUAAGGCUGAUCACCAGGGGAGAAACAGGUUUCAUUCGGCCAGACAUUCCGAGGCCGGAAUCAUGGAGCGAGGAGGCCUGGAAGGCAAUGUCAGAGAGAAUGGCUGAUCGGCACAACAGUAAGAGGGCUGCCCCCCGGAGGGGAAGAUGGGCAUUACAGACUGUGGGGCAGGAGGCCAGGGAGCCUUCUCAGAGGAGGAGGGAUCCUAGUAGGCUUGAAGUAAUGGGAGGAUUUGGAGCCACACCGUUUUGUGCUCUAUAACGGAAUUUCAUCAAUUAGGGUGGUGACUAGUUUGUGGAAUUCAGACGUCCUCAGUGCCUUUGGCUUUGGGGCAGCGCGCCCUCUGGUGGUGAACUGAAGACCCUUUGAAGGCAAGCACAACAUGAUCAUGGGCUGCACCCUGUGGAGGACUGAUCAUCUCCAUCACCAGCUGGCAGAGAGAGUGCCAGCACCAGGAGCACCCCUGGGAUAGUCUUAAUUCCAACCCCAGGGCCAAUGUCGUAUACUUUAAUAUAGGUGGAGAAAAACCACAGAUGUGUCACAGGUCCAUAAGAAGGACUGUUUCAUUUAUUCCACAACUAGAGGCCCGGUGCAUGAAUUCAUGCAUGGGUGGGGUCUGGCUGGACUGCCCUGAUCGGGGCCAAUCAGGCUGGGUCAGCCGACAGGAGG
Messenger RNA from Myotis davidii, 2589 nucleotides. It is a transcript of the gene DNTT, whose product is annotated as DNA nucleotidylexotransferase. The transcript is spliced from 10 exons. The record is from RefSeq and is a predicted model, not a curated record. Gene Ontology annotation, cellular component: nucleus. Gene Ontology annotation, molecular function: DNA nucleotidylexotransferase activity; DNA binding; DNA-directed DNA polymerase activity. Lineage: Eukaryota; Metazoa; Chordata; Mammalia; Chiroptera; Vespertilionidae. Gene Ontology annotation, biological process: double-strand break repair via nonhomologous end joining.